UGAAGUGUAUUUAUGAGUAUCUCACUGUGUUAUUUGUGUGUUUGACAGUCCCAUAUUUUUAGUGUUUGCUUGCCAUGUUUUUUACUAAUCAAACUCAGUUAAAUACCACUGUAAGUCUGCAGCGUGAGGGACUUCUGGGGAUACUGACAGCUUCCAUUAUGACAACAUUGCAGUGCGCCGUGUUUCUCUUCAUCAACAUGACCAUGUUAUACACUUUGAGAAGCAAACAGGUGUUUCGGGAGACGUCUCGAUAUAUUCUGCUGUUUAACCUUCUCUUUGCAGACACUGUCCAGCUGGCACAAAGUCAGUCAAUGUUUCUGCUGUCUUCUUUUAGAUUGACAUUGCUCUAUCCUGUCUGUGCUGCCCUAACAGCAUUCAGCAGCUUAACGCUCUCUGCCUCUAUUGUUACACUGGUGAUUAUGUGUUUGGAAAGGUACAUAGCUGUAUGCUAUCCUUUGAGACACAGUGCCAUCAUCACUAUCAGAAGCACAGGAGUGGUUAUCUGUGUUAUUUGGUGCGUCAGUUCAUUGCAUGUCAUUGCACAAUUAAGUUUAAUGUUAAAGUUUUCGUUCCAAGACCUGCAGCACGAACAGAUGAUGGAUUUUUGUGGAAAAGAGAGUGUGUUUCUCGAUCCGGUGUCUGCUCUCUAUGACAGAGCUUUCACUUAUUUUCUGUUUGUGCUCGGAGGUGUAACUGUCACUUUCUCCUACACUGGCAUCAUUGUAGCGGCUCACUCUGCCUCCACUGACAAAGCAUCAGCCAGCAAGGCUCGAAGGACCCUGCUGUUGCAUCUGCUGCAAAUGGGCCUGACAAUGUCCUCAACAAUAUACAACUCAUUGAUUAUAGCCAUCUCAAAGAAUCUAGGGAGAGUUGAAGCUGUGCGUAUCCAGGUCUUUCUUUAUAUUUGUAUAAUUGUUCUUCCCAAAUGUCUGAGUUCCCUCAUCUAUGGGCUCAGAGACCAGACUAUCAGACCCAUCCUCAUGUUGAAUCUUAGCUGCCAGUGGAGAGGCUCGGCUUUAAAACCUGCUGUGCAAACCGAGAAAAAAAUCAAAGUUCUAGUUACUUAAUGUGAAUGUUAUUUAGUGUGUUCAACAUCAAUUUUUAAAGAAAAAAAGAUUAUUUAGACAAACAUGUUUUUGUAAUAUUUGAAGUAUAUUCUAAUAGUCAAAUGUAUCAUGCACUGCUUUACGUGUUCCUCUGUAAUUUUGUACUGUAGUAAUACCGUAUGUAACACUGGAAGGAGUAAAAUUUUGCUGUCAUUAAUACAUACAUUUUUGGCAUUGUCAGACUGCUUAAGGCUUAAAAACAAAUUUAUAAAAUCAUUUUAUUAUAUGCAUUAUGGUGUGAGAUUCAUAAAUCUAAAGCUCAAUUAACUCAUCACUGCAUUGAAAGCU
Messenger RNA from Xiphophorus hellerii (green swordtail), 1394 nucleotides. RefSeq names its product odorant receptor 131-2-like. The transcript has a single exon. Lineage: Eukaryota; Metazoa; Chordata; Actinopteri; Cyprinodontiformes; Poeciliidae. Gene Ontology annotation, molecular function: G protein-coupled receptor activity; olfactory receptor activity; odorant binding. Gene Ontology annotation, cellular component: membrane. Gene Ontology annotation, biological process: G protein-coupled receptor signaling pathway; detection of chemical stimulus involved in sensory perception of smell. The record is from RefSeq and is a predicted model, not a curated record. The coding region runs from base 75 to 1067 and encodes 330 amino acids.